Molecule: messenger RNA, 1976 nt
Organism: Gigantopelta aegis
Lineage: Eukaryota; Metazoa; Mollusca; Gastropoda; Neomphalida; Peltospiridae
Product: ovochymase-1-like
Exons: 8
Coding region: 285-1904 (539 amino acids)
Biological process (GO): complement activation; acrosome reaction; proteolysis
Cellular component (GO): extracellular region
Molecular function (GO): protein binding; serine-type endopeptidase activity
Source: RefSeq, a predicted model, not a curated record
UAGUGUAACUUUUGGUGAUGCUACUGGGAAUAUCCUGAUAACAUGACCAAUCCAAACUUAUUUGAUCUUCCAUACGAUGGACUGUGUAUGGAGUUCCUCAAUGGCUGAAUGUUUAGCCAGCCAGAAAAUGUUAUUUUUAUUCCAAACAUCCAUCCUAUCGGACUUCACCCACAUUUUAAAUAUUUACAGUAUCUACUACCAAGUCAACGGAGCCUCCAUUGCACAGUACCAGCACUCUUCCUAGUAGCGUAGUGAACUCAACGUCUUGCGUGAACACCAGCGUAAUGGUGUCGGGUCAAACCGGCUACAUCAGCAACUACGUCCCCAAUGCUCACUAUCCACCUAACAUGGACUGUCGAUGGGAAAUAGCAGCCCCACAGGAGUCGUUCAUUGUCAUCCAUUUCGACAAAUUCGAGCUGGAGUUCUCUGAGAAGUGCCUUGCGGACUACUUGUCUGUGUAUAACGGCGCUGACGAUAGUUCCUCUCUGAUCAGUCGUCUGUGCGGGAAGAGGCGACUUGGUGAGAUGCUGUCGUCUGCCAACAAGAUGUUUCUUCACUUCUUGUCAGACGAGAGUGUUGAAGGUCGUGGAUUUUCAUUGCGGUAUAAAGUGGUUUCUAGAGUGCCUAUAACAACAACUCCGAUGGCUACCAUCCCUCCACCAGGCUGUUCGGGAAAGAGUCUAAAUUUUACCCAGUCAUCAGGCACGCUGACGUCGCCACGCUUCGACGGGGUCAAUCCUUACGUGCCCAACCUCAACUGCAGUCAGUUGGUGGUAGUUUCCGCCCAUGAGGUUCUCACUCUUCAUUUCGAUGCAUUUGAGCUAGAGUUCUCAGCCAAUUGUUCCUUUGAUGGACUUAGAGUCUACGACGGACCAACCACUGAGGCUCCUUUGUUAGGAAAUGUGUGCGGUCUGCGGAAACCUCUGGACAUGAUUUCUUCUGGAAAUACUGUUCUGUUGCAUUUCAUGUCGGAUCAGGCAGUAGGAGGAAUAGGGUAUAAUGUUUCGUAUUUCAGCCAUAAACCAAUACCCACAUGCUCGCCGUUAGAGUUCACAUGCGGGUCAGGGGAGUGUGUCAGCUGGGGCUUGGUGUGUGACACGGUGUCCGACUGUUCUGAUGCCAGUGACGAAAUGGUCUGCGAAAAGACCUGCGGCAAGCCAAGAAUACUGCCAGACCUGGACACGCAUAGGAUUGUGGGUGGUAAGGAGGCGGUUCCUGGAAGCUGGCCGUGGCAGGUUUCGGUCCGCCGUGAUGAUGUACACCAAUGUGGUGGGACUCUCAUACACCCCUACUGGGUGGCGACGGCGGCGCAUUGCUUCGAGGCAACAGACAAUCCCUCAGUGUGGAGUAUAUCAGCGGGGAAACACAAGUUGCUCGGUGAUGACGUCAAUGAACAAGUCCGCCAGUCAUCGGCAAUCAUCGUCCACAGAAAGUACAACACGUACUCAUCCGUCAACGAUAUUGCUUUGCUGCGAUUGGCUGUGCCCAUCAACAUCACUGACCACGUGGAUGUCAUUUGUCUACCAAUCAAACCCGCAUCGACUGGCAUGCUCUGUUUUAUCACAGGCUGGGGAGAGACAGAAAAUACGUGUUGUGCUGGGACAUUAAAACAAGCCCCUGUACCCAUACUGCAUACUGCCACCUGUAACAGUCACGACUUCUACAAUGGACAGGUGUUCAAUGGGAUGUUUUGUGCUGGCUAUGUCGAAGGAGGGACGGAUGCCUGUAAUGGAGAUUCAGGUGGACCUCUCGUGUGUUCUAUGAAUGGAGCGUGGCACCUGGAAGGUAUCACGUCGUGGGGUGUAGGAUGUGCAGAUCUCAAGAAACCAGGUGUAUACACAAGUGUUUACAACUACACGAAAUGGAUUCAUCAAAAUAUUGCCCUCAAUAUGAUAAAGAACUAAUGACAUUUUUUUUUCUUCUAAAUCUUUCAUUUGUUAUAGAUCUAAAGAUCAUUAAAAUUAAUUAAAAUUCUG